AGUCGUAGAGUUAGCGAGCGAAUGUCCCGGCAGCAUAAAUAAUCUGCUCUGCAGUCACUUCUUAUCAAUAUCUAUGCUCAGUCUGAAUGCUGUUUGCUCCAUCUGCAGUCUGCGCGCUGCUUGCCGUCCUCACAUGCCCGGUUGUCUCCAUGGGCACUGGGCGUGCAGGACACGGCUUCAUUGGAUAUGGCAUCUCCAUGUAUAGCCCGGCCUGUGCGCACGCCUGCCGGGCAAUCAUUACCAAUCCUCUCAAUUGCACCUCGACCUCCCAUGUGAACGAGGGUAUAGGCAUGGACAUGCACACAGACGGAAUGCAGAUGGGGGAUGGGUGGAUGGUCGAAGAUGCCCCAAGUGCCGAGUGUUAUGCGACAAAUGACGCCUUCCUGCAGACGCUGGCUUUGUGCAUGCACGCACAUUGUACGACAGAGUCCAUUGCCACGCUCGAACGGUACUGGGAGAUGAAUGUCGCGGGCAGCAAUGCGGACCAACCACUCCCCAAGGAGACCUACCAAGAGGCCCUCCGCGCGGUUAAUGGCACGCCGUCGAUGAUCUCAAACUCAUCGAGUCUCCUGCAGUCGGCUGGUUAUAUUCCCGUGACCCCGUAUACAGUUCAAUAUCGGACACUCACGGUUUUUGAAGAGAUGGAGACUUCUCAUAUCAGAUACGGGCUUGUCCUCCUCCUCACCGGCGCGGCCAUUCCCAUCGGGCUGUCCUUUGUCCGUUUCUUGCCCUUCCCAGCAGCGUGGACAGCGCGCUUCGAGGCCACCUUCAUUGACCCGCCUCUAUUCGGCCGACGACACCAUGAGCCCUAUCUCUGGAACACCUUCAUCAUGCCCACCCGAGGCCAAGCCUUGUUCAUUGCCUACCAGAUCGCAAUCAAUGUCAUUCUCAGUGCCGUCAGCAUCAGGUCCGCCGACCCAAGUGCAUGGUACAUAUCAAAACCGCGCGAGAUUGCUACAUACGUCAGCAAUCGCGUUGGUGCGCUGAGUUUCGCCAACAUCCCUCUGCUCAUUCUCUACUCGAGUCGCAACAGCGUCCUCCUUUGGCUCACAAACUGGUCCCAGAGCACAUUCCUCCUGCUUCAUCGCUGGAUAGCUUUCAUGGCCGUGAUUGAGGCCUGCCUCCACUCGGCCAUCUACCUCCAGAUCUACGAUGUGGACGGCACGCAUGCCACGGAAAGUAGAACCGCCUAUUGGUACUGGGGGAUAAUCGGGACACUGGCCCUGGUUGUCAUCCUACCGGCCUCGCUGCUGCCCGUCCGCCAGAGGGCCUACGAGCUUUUCCUCGCGUGGCACAUCUUCUUCUUCCUCCUCGCCAUGAUCGGAUGCUUCCUCCACAUAUACUACCGCUAUGCCUGGCAAUGGGGCUACGAGAAUUGGAUCUACAUCGGCCUUGCGGUCUGGGGAUUUGACCGGUUACUGCGCAUUCUGCGGCUGGCUCGCAAUGGAAUCCGCAGGGCCCACGUCACUAUCGUCGACGAGGACUACCUUAGACUGCAAAUCCCCGGUACCAGGGCCGACGGCCACGUCUAUCUCUACUUCCCGACCCUGUCGUGGAAGGUCUGGGAGAACCACCCCUUCUCCGUCUUGUCGGAUACAUACAGUAAUGAUACUGUUCCAAUACCCAUCCACAUGCAAUCAGCAUCAUCAUCGUCAUCAUCUAUCGAACCAAAGGAGGGCAAGGCCCACCACCCCGGCCUAACCAUCUACAUCCGCAGCCAUACCGGGCUAACCAAGCAUCUCCGCCACCAGAAGACUCCCCUCCCCGUCCUCAUCGAGGGCGCAUACGCCCCAUCUUCCCUUCCCGGACCCUCAUCCUCGCAAGCACCCAACAUCAUCGCCUUCGCCGGCGGCGUCGGCAUCACGGCUCUCACACCCAUCCUUCUCCGCCACGCGGGCUGGCACAGGCUGUUCUGGGCGUCGCGGAGCAAGGCGCUUGUGGAGUCUGUCGCGGAGUCGCUCGCGCCGGGUGGGUAUGAUGCGCUCUGUGCGACAGUCUUUCUGGAGAAGCGUAUGGAUAUUCCGCGCAUUCUGGCGGCAGAGGCUGCAAAAUUCACUGGAGGUGGAAGCGGGGUGCCGGUUACGGUGCUGGUGAGCGGACCGCCCGGCAUGGCGGAUGAGGUCCGGGUUGAGGUGGCGAGGUUGGCGAGGAAUACCGGGGCUGUGUUGACGUUUGUGGAGGAGGUGUUUGGUUGGUAGGUUUCCUUCAAGAUGGAUAAAUGUGUGUGUUUGGUUGUCGGUUUGUUGUAUGGUAUGAACGAAUAGAAGAAAAGCUGUACCAUGUUAACUAUACGUCGAAACUACGCGUAUGGCCAGGACGGUGAGCAUGAAGAGACUGAGCAGGAUAUGUGGUUGUUGAUAUUAUUAUCCAUGAGCUGGAGAACAGCGUUACUUAAAUACUGGAUAUAAAGAUAGAUAUCUCUAUAUAGUAAGUAAUAGUUACCAUGGCUGUCCAACUCUCCCAGCUGUUCCAGGC
This is a messenger RNA of Aspergillus versicolor CBS 583.65, 2475 nucleotides long. RefSeq names its product putative ferric-chelate reductase (Fre2). The transcript has 2 exons. Bases 87 to 2198 code for a protein of 703 amino acids. Gene Ontology annotation, molecular function: ferric-chelate reductase activity. Gene Ontology annotation, cellular component: plasma membrane. NCBI's taxonomy places the organism in Eukaryota, Fungi, Ascomycota, Eurotiomycetes, Eurotiales, Aspergillaceae. The record is from RefSeq and is a predicted model, not a curated record. Gene Ontology annotation, biological process: iron ion transport; copper ion import; intracellular iron ion homeostasis.